Messenger RNA from Dibothriocephalus latus, 696 nucleotides. NCBI's taxonomy places the organism in Eukaryota, Metazoa, Platyhelminthes, Cestoda, Diphyllobothriidea, Diphyllobothriidae. The record is from the annotation of a GenBank genome assembly.
AUGAGGUCGUCUUCGAAACUGUACGAUGGGCGGGUUCUGGGCACGCUUCUGUCCCUUCUCCUGGUCCUUUUCCUGUCUCCCCUGACAGUGCAGCAGUAUAACCCAAGGGGCUACGAGGAUGUCUCACGGCGAGUUAUACCGGGCUACAUGAAUCCAAAUCCUCCACCAAUGCAGAUAAUUGAGGUGGACACGUCGGGGACGCAAACGGCCGCUAUGCCAUCCGCUGUGUCACUGGCUAUUGUGUUUGACUCCACUGGAUCCAUGGGCGAUGACUUGAAGCAAGUUAAAAUGGGCGCUCGCCGGAUCCUGCAGCGCCAUAUGGAGAGAGGACGAGAAGCCCUCAUAAAGGACUUCGUUCUGGUCAAGGUUCAUGAUCCAGAUGUCGGCCCAGCGCGGGUGACCACCUCCACAAAGACUUUUUAUCAGUACCUGGAAAGCGUCUACACCCAGGGUGGCGGAGACUGUCCCGAGAUGACAAUCACUGGCAUCGAAAUGGCCCUGGAGGCCUCGCAUCCCAACUCCCUCAUCUACGUCUUUACGGACAGCAGUGCCAAGGACUACGAGCGCCUGCCCCGAGUGCUCAACCUAAUUCAGAAGAAACAGAGUCAGGUGAGCGCUGGCGCUACCAAAUCUUCCUCAGCUACCCCCCCCCCAAUACCAUGGCUCGCAAAAUGGGCUGGCGCGCUGGCGAUGUAA